CUUCUUCGGCUACGAGGAGGACAACAGGUGCGCCAUGACCUACAUGUUCGAGGACCCCGAGUACCAGAAGAUCCAGCUGCCCAAGAGGCUGAGCCGCCGCUUCCCGGCCUACGAGCUGUACCUGUACGGAGAGGGCAGCUACGCCCGCCGCAACAGGAAGCUGCAGCUGGCGGGCGUCCCCGUCCUCUUCCUCCCCGGGAACGCCGGCAGCUACAAGCAGGUGCGAUCCCUCGGCUCUAUUGCCCUCCGCAAGGCCGAAGACAUCGGCUUCAGAUACCACUUCAACUUCUUCAGCGUCAACUUCAACGAAGAGCUGGUGGCCCUGUAUGGCGGCGGCCUCCGGGGUCAGACGACGUUUGUGCACGAGUGCAUUCAAGUCAUCCUGAACCUCUAUAAGGGUCGGGAUCCGGCCCCGCGGAGCGUGGCCAUCGUGGGCCACUCGAUGGGCGGCCUGGUAGCCCGCGCCCUGCUCACCCUGGACCGCUUCGACCCCGAGCUGCUCAACCUGCUGAUCACCCAGGCCGCUCCGCACGCCGCCCCCGUCCUGCCCUUCGAUCGCUACCUCGCCGGUUUCUACGCGGCGGUGAACUCGUACUGGACGCUCCAGGGACGGGCCACGGAGAACCUGACGGCGCUUUCGGUGGCCGGGGGCUUCCGCGACUACCAAGUGCGGGCGGGCCUGGCCUUCCUGCCCACGGGCGUCCAUCACAGCAGCGCCGUAUCCGUCGUGAGCUCGGCGGUGCCGAGGACCUGGGCCUCCACGGAUCACCUUUCCAUCGUGUGGUGCAAACAGCUGAUCCUGGCGACGGUGCGGGCUUUCUUCGACCUCGUCGACGCGGACACCAGGCAGAUCACGGCGGACCCCCAGAAGAGGCUGUCGGUGCUCAACCAUCACUUCGUGCGGCAUCCGGCCAAGCAGUUCCAGGAAAAGCCCGACGUCGUCACCGAGCUUCCCGGAGCAGCAGCGUGGAUUCGGGUCAGAGCUCCCCAGUGGACCUACGCGGUGCGCAACGAAUCGGACGAAAAGUACUUUUUAUUCCCGCUGGCCAGCCACCGGAAAUCCUACAGCCACGUCUACUGUCAGAACGCCCUGUUGGAUACAAGAAGCUGGAUUUACGGCUGCCGCAACAGUAGUUCUUCCUGUCUGGAAGGAAUUGAUCUGUCCUGGAAAGCAGAACUGUUACCGACGGUCAAGGCCGUCACGCUGAAACUCGAAGAGCAUCCGGCAUUUUCACAUCUGGUGCUACGCGUGCCAGCUCUCGACGGAAACAAGUUUACCGUGGACUGUGAGUUCUUCAGGGAAGACUUGAGGACCAGCGAGCUGCCCGUAACUCACCUCUUUUCUCUCGGGUUGUCGUCGAGGACGAUCGCGUUGCCUUCCCCCGGUUUAGUCCAUCACGUUCAGCUCCUGAACUUCGGACAGAUCUACCAGGCGUUCAAAAUCAACGUGGUGAGCAGUUGCCAGAGGGCCAGAGAAAGGAGAGCUGACAUCUUCCGCCUUCAUAUUCCUUGGUCCCAUGAAGACUCCCUCACGCUCUCCAAAGCUCCCUCUCGGACAGACCUCUCUGCGAAGCUGCACGUCGCCCAGCCGGAAAACGACAGCAGCGUGGCCGUGUUGGAGAUGUACACCGCGUCCGAUUGCCAGUACGAAGUAACGAUUAAGACGUCGCUUCCUCAAGUACUGGGGCAGGUAAUCCGUUUCCACGGGGAAUCGCUUCCAGCCUACGUCGUCGCCAACGUCCUCCUGGGCUACGGCGGACAGCUCGCCUCCCUUCUCUCCACCGGCCGCUGCGGCCGCUUUGGGUCGGCGCUGCAGAGGACGGCCAGACCUUACAAGGUGGAGCCCGUGAUCCACGGCCUCAGGUUCCUGCUGGGGUUCCGCUGGAUUAAAGAGGCCUGGGAAGCGACGCCCUUCCCGGAUCCGGCCGUGAUUCCCGCCGGGGCCCGCGGUCCCUGGUUCCCACUCGUGUCAUUCGUCCUCUUCCUGCUGGGCACCGCCGUGGCCUACUGGACUCACGCUCUGGGCGCCUGCUCGCUCCGCCUCCUCGCCUCCGCCCGGCAGGCGCUGCCAAGGCGGUCAGCCCGUCCACAGAGGGUGAGCCCGGGCCCGGCGAGCUCGGCCUGUUUGGUCCUGGUCCUGGGGGGCUGGAUUACGUGCGGCGCCUCCUCCCUCGCCCUCGCCGCCCUUCUCUACGUGCUCCGGGUGAUCCACCUGCAGUCCGCCGUACGAACCCCGAAAAGUGGCCUUAAUGUGACGCCAAGGGGCUCGGCCGGAGCGGGGGAAGCGGCCGAGAACUGCCGGUCCAGCGCGGAGCCCCCCGCCGAGACCCCCGAGGAGGCCGAGGACGCUCUAAGGAUGCACAUCACAGCUCUGCAUUUCCUCGCCUGGAUCGUGCUGCUCAGCGCGCCGUCUUUAAUUUACUGGUUCAAAAACCUCAGGUACAAUAUCCAGCUGGAUCCCGAUCCCUGUAAACCUCUGGCUCUUAUCCUGGUUCCAACUCUGGGAAUUCUCAUGAAUUCCAACAUGGCCUCAGUGAAAUCCAGCAAGUUCCUGAAGAUGGCCGCCAGCCUCCCGCCCGUCCUGUCGGUGGCCACGGUGGCCUUCGGGGCCACCCAUCUUUACCGCGUCCCGUACCUGGCUAGCGUCCCCCUGGUCCUCCACGCUCUGUGUAGCGUCGUGUGACCUCCCCUUCCUUCCCCUUCCCGGGCUCCGCAGAAGAGGGAACGUUCCCAAAACGGCGUCCGAGGGAUCCGAGGCCCAGGCGCCUCGCCGCCUCCCCUCAGAGCCGGGAUUUGAACCCAUGACCUCUGCCUCCAAAGCCCGGGCCCUUUCCACUGAGCCACGCUGCUUCUCUA
Molecule: messenger RNA, 2856 nt
Organism: Tachyglossus aculeatus (Australian echidna)
Lineage: Eukaryota; Metazoa; Chordata; Mammalia; Monotremata; Tachyglossidae
Gene: PGAP1
Product: post-GPI attachment to proteins inositol deacylase 1
Exons: 27
Coding region: 35-2683 (882 amino acids)
Biological process (GO): GPI anchor metabolic process; endoplasmic reticulum to Golgi vesicle-mediated transport
Cellular component (GO): endoplasmic reticulum
Molecular function (GO): phosphatidylinositol deacylase activity
Source: RefSeq, a predicted model, not a curated record